Messenger RNA from Mycetomoellerius zeteki, 1113 nucleotides. RefSeq lists its product as uncharacterized. Lineage: Eukaryota; Metazoa; Arthropoda; Insecta; Hymenoptera; Formicidae. The transcript has a single exon. The record is from RefSeq and is a predicted model, not a curated record. The coding region runs from base 1 to 1113 and encodes 370 amino acids.
AUGCAAGAACUGUGGACUAUUCGUCUUGAUUGGGAUUGCGAACUUCCGGACGACCUCAAAUCUCACUGGAUCGACUUUCUCGCGCAAUUUAAAAACUUGUCGGUGAUUUCCAUUCCGCGCUGGUUCGGUACGAGUUCGGAUACCCUCGAAGUGCAACUUCACGGAUUUUCGGACGCCUCGCAACACGCCUUCGCGGCGGUUGUUUAUAUUCGUGUUGUUUCGCCUAGUGACAUUCGCGUGACCUUCGUCAGUGCAAAGACAAAAGUGACUCCUCUCAGACGCGUAACAAUAUCUCGACUCGAGUUAUCCGCUGCCGUGCUUCUCGUAAAAUUGAUUCGCAAGGUUCGCGACGUGCUCGACCUGACUCGCUCAACCUCUCAUCUCUGGACCGAUUCUACUGUCGCGCUGGCCUGGAUCAAGAGCCAUCCGUCAAGAUGGAAGGAAUUCGUGCAACAUCGGGUAUCGUUCAUACAAGAACUGUCAAACUCUCGUUGGCAUCACAUCGCUGGGAAAGAAAAUCCCGCCGACUUGGCAUCGCGAGGAAUCUCUCCGCAACGACUACAGCAGGAGCGGCUCUGGUGGUCGGGACCUCAAUGGCUCCAACGAGCCUCCACUGAGUGGCCUGCCUCCACCGGCACUCUCAGCCCGGCCGCACAAGGAGAGGAACGUGCACGAAGCUAUGCCGUCGCCAUAGUCAGCCCCGAACCGGAGGCAUGGGACCUUAUAAAACGAUACUCUUCUCUCACCAAGCUACUCCGCAUCACCGCAUGGAUUCGACGCGCCAUCGAACGUUUUCGCAAAACUACCAAUGCACGCGCCGCUCAAGAUCCUCUCACUCCGCUCGAAUUGGACUCUGUGCUCGCCUUCUGGACCAAAUUGACGCAAUACGCGUGCUUUUCUCCGGAAAUUCAACUCAUCAAAGCAAACAAACCACUACCGAAAUCAAGUCCAUUACUCCGCCUCAUUCCGUUUAUCGAUACCGAUGAAUUGCUUCAUCUCCGAGGUCUCUUUAAAGUGACAUCGGGCUCACAAUCUUUACCAAAUCGGAGCUCUAGUUCUCGUCAAGGACGAACAACGACCUCCCACCAAGUGGUCUCUCGCACGCAUCAUUGA